Syzygium oleosum is the source of this 2616-nucleotide messenger RNA. RefSeq lists its product as uncharacterized. Gene Ontology annotation, biological process: rRNA processing. The coding region runs from base 58 to 1758 and encodes 566 amino acids. Lineage: Eukaryota; Viridiplantae; Streptophyta; Magnoliopsida; Myrtales; Myrtaceae. The record is from RefSeq and is a predicted model, not a curated record. Gene Ontology annotation, cellular component: preribosome, large subunit precursor; nucleus; preribosome, small subunit precursor. The transcript has 2 exons.
ACCCCCCGCCGCCGCCGCCGCCGCUGCCGCCGCCGCCGCCGCCGCGGCGCUCGAGCGAUGGACGGCGCCCAGAGAGGCCCGCCGCUGAUCAAGCAGCUCGCGUCCUGCAGCCAGUCGACCCGCGAGCGCUCCCUCCGCGUCCUCCUCAAGACGUGGCUGCCGGCGCAGCCCGGCCUCUCCGACGACGGCAUGCGGAAGCUCUGGAAGGGCCUCUUCUACUGCGUCUGGCACGCCGACAAGGCCCCCUACCAGGCCCACCUGGCGGACCGCCUCUCGUCCCUCCUCCUCUCCCUCGAUCUCCCCCUCGCCGUCCACUACUUCUCCGCCUUCGUCCUCACCAUGCGCCGCGAGUGGGCCGGCAUCGACGCGCUCCGGCUCGACAAGUUCUACGCCUUGAUCCGCAGGUUCUUGAGCUCCUCCUUCGCCCUCAUGAGGAAGUGCUCGUGGGAUCUGGGGCUCGUGGGGAGGUUGGUGGGGGUGUUGGAGGAGAGGGCUUUGCUUGCUGAUGACAAGUUCCAGGGGAACGGGGUGAAUUACCAUAUUGCCACCGUGUAUCUUGAGGAGCUCAGGCCUUUUCUACCGGUUAAAGCGGAGACCUUGGAGGUUUUGCUUGGUCCCUUCUUGAAUGUGAUGGGGAGGUCGUUGGAUAAAGUGUUGCUCGGUAAGAUCAAGUCCAAUGUGUUUGAUGUGUUGCUCAGGAUGGGGAAGGGUCUGUUGGAUUCGAAGAAGUCGGGGGUUGAGGUUGAUUUGGGUGAUGAUUUGGUUGUUUAUGGGACCAUAGCCUUGAAUAUGAGAUUUUCGGGUAAACUCUUCGAAUUGGGAUCUUCAGCUGAGUGCAAUCAGGGGAACAGGAAACUGCUGUUCGGCUUGCACGAGGAGUUCUUGAAGUUGGAGAAGGAUUUGGCUUCUUUGGAGCUUGAGAUUCCCAUUCCUUAUGUUUGUGCCAAUGACGACGACGACGAGGAAGUGCCCGACUUGAUUCCCAUUGGUAGUGAGACUAAAAUGGAUGAUGCUGAUUUGGGUUUACGAGGGAAUGUCAUAAAUGGAGCUAAGAUUACAAAGAAGCUGAAGAAAGCUAAGAAGGCUCUUGGUGGCGUGGAUGCAGAAGCUAAGAAGAAUAAGAAGAAGAAGAAGAAGAAUAAGAACGAUGUAAAUCUUGAUAAUAGCACUAUGGAUGUGGAGAAUGCUAAUCCUGGCUAUUUGAUCUCCGAGUUCACGACGGACGAACUCAUUAGUAAUGGAAACAUGAUCUUCGAUGAAUCUUUGAUGUCUAACCUCCAAAUGGAAUUUGAGAGGGUCGCCGCUGCAGAGGGUCUAAGAAUAGAUGUUCCUAACGACUGGGAUGCUGAAAAGGCUGCAGUUAAUGGUGAUGGUCACAAAAAGAGAAAGAGAGAGAAGACUAGAGAUGGGCAGCGAUCUCUCAAAUCUGAAAUGGCUGAGAGAGGAGAUGAUGGAGGUGCACCCUCCGCAAAGAGCGGGGACAAAAGUGUCAAGCGAGUCAGAUUUGCGAUGAAGAACAACUUGGUGUGGAAGCCUCACACUCCCUUACCUCCGCAAAAUCUAAGGUUGCCGCCAUCUACUACUCCUAGAGGAAGUGCACUCAAGAAGGGGCUGUCUCCUGGGCCCAUCAUGGAGAUGGCUCCUGCGGGGAAAAGAGCAAGACAGAGAGCGAGAACUGUAAAGAAGGUCCGAAAGACAAUAAAGACCAUUUCACCUGCUGUCAAACGUCUGAAGAAGUUGAAGGCGCUAUCUCCCUAGCGGGUUUAACUUUCUUCUCAUGGUCAAUCUCAUCACAGACAUUCUUGGAGCACUCACAUUGGCCUCAGAGAUCACCUGAUGCAUAGACCACGUGUCGGUCGGAGGUAAAAAUUUGUUGGUGGCAAGUUGAUAUAUCAAUUGUUUGAGCUUUGUGUUUGUGUGAGUGAGGCACAAUUCAUGCAAAUGAAUUUUUUAUGCUUUUUUUCAGCAAAGCUUUUGUCUUACUCAUGUCCACUUAUGCACUCAUAAUCCUCGAUAUUUCAUUUUUCUUUUCUAAAUGCUGCACUCGGCUUACCCAUUUAGACGUUUCAUGGUGAGAUGUGUGAUGUCUUUGGUUGAAUCUUUUAUGACCAUAGAACCUCUCAUUACUAAUAUUAUACUGCGGAACUUGCAGCGACAGGUAAAUCUCAAUUUGAUUGCCUUUCUGUCCAGGUUCAUCUAUUGUUUGCGAAAGAUAGUAAUAUAAAUUUUGUAUUGCAGGCUGUUUGUCAAGGUUGUGUCCUGCUUGUCCUCAACUUUCGAGGAUGGAGCCCGCUAAAUAUAGAGAAUGAUGGACAAACAAUGCGAAGAAUACUUUGAUCUUCAAUGCAUUGGUCCUUGCCAAGAAAGGGUCCUUACUCCUUCCUUGAGUCAAUAUUUGGAACGAGAUGCGCGCGUAUUCAUUCCACUUGGGCCCUCUGUUACUUUCUGUCAGUAAGUGGAUGGUGUAGACAGUUAUGGAACUAGGGGGAUUUGAAAGCAUCGGCAACAAGAGCAACGUUUAGGCCCUUUGGUGGAGACAGAUGUAUUCACGUGUGCUAUGAGCAUCUAUUGUACUGUGCCAGUGAGAUUUGUGGGUGCAAUUUCUCGCAAUUCAUU